AUGUACAGCGACGGUGAACGCAAGACCGUGUCGGAGCUGCAGCGGGAGGCCGAGGCGACGCGCAGGGAGAUCAUCGAGGAGGCGCAGCGGCUGGAGCGAAUUAAAAAGGCAACCGCUAAGACACAGUUCUCCAUCGACCAGCUCUUUCGCUUCUUUGCGCGUGAGGUGGAGACAGAAGAGGAGAAGAGGAUGCUGGUUAACCUCCUCGUUUCGAAUCCGCAAGACCUGCACAUCGAGUCUGUGCCGGUGCUGCCGGUCGUCAUUGCCAUUGCGAAUGGCCGUAUGACUAACGCGCGUCGCAUGUUCACUACGGACAACGCCUUGCUGGACGACUCGGUCUUCAUUUUUCUCGUUCAUACACUGCGUUUCUCGCCUCAGGCUUGCCACAUUGAUUUCGUCGACAUAAGUGGGACACGUGUGACGAAGAGGGGCAUGUGCUUUGCGCUGGAGAUGAUGAUUGAGCGUAACACUCCCUUCACAUUAGUAGCGAAGCGCCUGUUAAUCCAGUCUCAGGAGACGGAGGUCGUGCGUGUCCGCUAUAUGUCCCUCAUGAGCACGCUACGAGACAAGAAGCAUUGCCACCUCAUUCAGGAGUAA
Messenger RNA from Leishmania braziliensis MHOM/BR/75/M2904, 597 nucleotides. RefSeq lists its product as hypothetical. The record is from RefSeq and is a predicted model, not a curated record. The transcript has a single exon. Bases 1 to 597 code for a protein of 198 amino acids. NCBI's taxonomy places the organism in Eukaryota, Euglenozoa, Kinetoplastea, Trypanosomatida, Trypanosomatidae.